AUGUGGCUUCGGAUGCUCGAGGUUUGGCUCACUGCAAGGCUUCUGGCGAGCCCGGGGUUUCACAGGACGGUGAGGCUAGUACACAAGAAGGUCCAGGAGAUUCGGCAUGGCAAGGCCUUGGAUGAUAUGGGAGGCACCAAUAUUGAGAAGCCAGAGGGCAGUCUGAAGCGUUUCUUCGAGUUAUUCCGUGACGAACUGAAAAAUCAAGCUGGCAGGGGCCCUCGACACCCAUAA
Molecule: messenger RNA, 234 nt
Organism: Paracoccidioides brasiliensis Pb18
Exons: 4
Coding region: 1-234 (77 amino acids)
Source: RefSeq, a predicted model, not a curated record